AUGUCUUUUUCCACCGAAGAGCUUCAUGAGAGGAUCUCCCAAUCUGUCUCGCAUCAUGAGCACGAUCUGGCUGAGAUUUGUAAAAAAAUUCACGAAAACCCAGAGUAUAAUUACAAAGAGUUCAAAGCCCAUGACAAUAUUUGCAAUCUCAUGCAACAACUGGGCUACAAUGUGAAGCGACAUGCAUACGAUAUCCAAACCUCGUUUCAAGUAGAAUUUGGCAAAGGUGGAAAGCUCAUCGUCUUCAAUGCUGAAUAUGAUGCACUCCCUGGUCUCGGCCAUGCUUGUGGGCACAACCUCAUUGCCACGAGCUCAAUCGCUGCUUUCUUAGCGACAGCCGAAGUGAUGCGUCAAAGCAACAUCCCAGGAAGAGUACGACUUCUUGGAACUCCUGCAGAAGAGGGCGGCGGCGGAAAAGUGCAUCUUAUCAAAGCUGGUGCGUACGAGGGAGUUGACGCCUGUCUCAUGGCUCACCCCACUGGAAGACUUUCGCCGCCCGAUUCAGACAACGUCGAUGGUGUUUCUGCUGCCAAAACAAGCGCAAGGAGACAACUCAAGGUAUCAUUUACAGGGCAAAGUGCCCAUGCCGGAAGUGCGCCUUGGGAUGGAAAGAACGCUCUUGACGCUGUGGUAUCGUCUUACGUCAACAUAUCUCUUCUAAGGCAACAGAUACAACCUACAGAAAGGAUACAUGGUGUCAUCCGAAGUGGUGGCUCAGAGCCAAAUAUCAUUCCUGACUCUACUGAUCUGGAGUAUUAUUUGAGAGCCGCGGGUGUUGAACAGGUCAAAAACAUCGCUAAGAAGGUUCAGGCUUGUUUUGAAGCAGGGGCUAUUGCAACAGGAUGCGAUGUGAAGUGCACAUGUGACAGUGAUCAAGAUUACAUGGAACUUCGACCAAACAUCUCCAUGUCUACGGAAUUCACCAAGCACAUGAAGGCUUUCGGGAGGGACUUUAUCGACGAUGCUAAUCAACCACCAAUGGGCGCAUCAACAGAUAUGGGCAACGUGUCAUAUUGUCUACCAGGAAUCCAUCCCAUGUUUUCCAUCGGAACCGAAGACCCGGAGGUCCAACCUCACACCCCCAAAUUUGCCGAUGCUGCCGGAACAAAGGAAGCCUUGAUUAGAGCUUUGGAUUGCGGAAAGGGAUUGGCAGCCACAGCUUGCGAGCUACUUCUACAGCCUGAGCUACUGGAUAAGGCAAGGGAUGAGUUUAAACAGGAUAUGACAGCAGACAAAGCAUACAAGCCUCAUCUCCCCAAUCAAGACCUUGAUGCCAAAAUGGGUGAGACUUUGAGUCUCCAGGGCUCGAUACAAGUUGCUGAAGAGGACGUCGAUAAUAGAGCACGAGGUCGAAAAGUAUUAAGAAGAAUUGACAUAUGUCUUAUGCCACUACUCCUUGUUUCCUAUACACUUCAGUUCCUUGACAAGCAGUCACUCAACUUUUCCUCUAUCAUGGGAAUAAUCGACGACUUAGAUCUCGUUGGAUCGAGAUACAGUUGGUGUAGCAGUGCUUUCUACUUUGGUUACCUUGCUUUCAGCUAUCCAGCCUCUUUUCUGAUGGUCCGACUGCCACUCGGAAAAUAUCUUGCUGGCUCAAGUCUUGCAUGGGCUAUCGUUCUGUGCUGUCACGCUGCAGUGCAGAGUUUCGAAGGACUUCUCGUAGCACGUUUCUUCCUCGGUGUAGCAGAAGCUUCGAUUUCUCCAGGUUUCUCUCUCAUCACUGGAAUGUGGUAUACUCGAGAAGAGCAACCGUUCAGACAUGGAACUUGGUUCUUGGGUAAUGCCAUUGCCACGAUGCUGGGUGGCUUACUGGCUUAUGGUAUUGCUCAAAUCGGAGGCCCCUUAGCUGCUUGGAGAUGGCUCUUUAUUAUCUUUGGUCUCAUUACUCUCGUCUGGGCCAUCGUAUUGGCUAUUUUUCUGCCCGACACUCCCAGUACUACGCGCUUCCUCGAUGAACAGCAGCGCAUUGAUGCGGUCGAUCGAAUCCGAAGUAACCAGACUGGCAUGAAAAACAAUAACUUCAAGUGGGACCAGGUUCGAGAGGUCGUCACAGAUCCCAAUAUUCUCCUUUUGAUGCUGUUCCAACUUGCCUUUAGCAUUCCCAAUGGUGCCCAUACUACUUUCAGCAGUCUUGUCAUGGCUGGCUUUGGCUUCAGCAGACUCGAGGUGUAUCUCCUCAACAUGCCUAUGGGUGCCAUUCUUGCCUUCUUUGCACUUGGAUCAACAUAUCUCUGCAGCCGUUUCGAUGGCUAUAGAACUAUCAUCGGUGCAUGUCUCAGCUUGAUCAGUCUUACCGGUUCCCUCCUUGUUCGUUACGGACCUAACCAAGGAAGCCAACUGUUUGGUCUUUGGGUCUUUGUGGCUUUCGCAGCUGGGUUCCCCAUCGCACUAUCUAUGGUGGCUUCCAACGUCGCCGGCUUUACUAAAAAGAGUGUUGCGUCUGCUAUGAUGUUCAUGGCAUAUACAGCAGGGAACAUCAUCGGUCCAUUUCUGUUCUUUCCAUCUGAGGCUCCAGAAUACUCCAGUGGCUUCUUGGCAACGACGAUUUGCUUUGGUGUCUCGACGCUGACGAUGCUUCUUCUACGAUUCACCAUCAUUCGUGAGAACAAGCGCCGUGAUAAGCUACAGCAAAGCAGCAUUGAUCUUCAGGAGGGGAGAAUGGAUCAUCUUGAGCUUUCAGACAUUACUGACAGGAAGAAUCUAAACUUCCGCUACGUGUAUUAA
Molecule: messenger RNA, 2724 nt
Organism: Fusarium poae
Lineage: Eukaryota; Fungi; Ascomycota; Sordariomycetes; Hypocreales; Nectriaceae
Exons: 11
Coding region: 1-2724 (907 amino acids)
Biological process (GO): transmembrane transport
Molecular function (GO): transmembrane transporter activity; dipeptidase activity
Source: RefSeq, a predicted model, not a curated record